Polistes dominula (European paper wasp) is the source of this 3997-nucleotide messenger RNA. RefSeq names its product lysosomal enzyme receptor protein (gene Lerp). Gene Ontology annotation, molecular function: D-mannose binding; signaling receptor activity. Gene Ontology annotation, biological process: lysosomal transport. NCBI's taxonomy places the organism in Eukaryota, Metazoa, Arthropoda, Insecta, Hymenoptera, Vespidae. The record is from RefSeq and is a predicted model, not a curated record. Gene Ontology annotation, cellular component: trans-Golgi network.
AUAUACGUAUAUCGAUAUUAGACGAUUCGAUAUAUUGUAUGUCUCGAAAGGAUAAAUCGAUAAGCCAAGUCGUGCUUUAUUUCACAAUGUUGUGUUUGAAAAUAAUUCUAACCUAAAUGUUGCGUUGUUGAGAUCGAACAUUAUCUGAAAUAUCUGCAUUAGUCAUCCUUAUUUAAGUAUAUGUUGAGUGGAUAAUAAAAGUCAGUAUAUAGAGCUUACUUGUUAUGUAUUUUGCUAGAAGAUCUAUUGUCAUUGCGGUUGCAGAAGGAAUCUUUGAAUCCAAAAGAUGUACAACCUAAACGUUUUUAUAGUCUUAUUUUCUCUUUCAACAAUUAGUUUGGGUAAUACAGUUAUUGAUAAAACUAAACCUUACUGCGAAUUCAACGAAGAAAUCUUUAGUCAUUCUUAUAAUUUAACUAAAUUGUCUAAAUCUGGAGAGGAUAUCGUCAUUCAUCAUAAUUCUAAUGAAACUAUACGAAUGCAGUUAUGUUCACCAUUGAUAAAAAAAUGCAAUGGGAAGGAUGGAUAUUCUAUAUGUUUAGAAAAAAAUGACAAAGAAAUAGGAAUAGGAAAAGUAAUACCAAAGUUGUCAACUAAAUCUGGAAAAAUACAUUUUACUUUUAACGGUGAUGAAUGCCAAUCGGGUGUCAAUUACACAGUGGAUAUUUUAAUAAUGUGCGAUUAUUCAAUUAACAGUUAUUCGAUACCAAGUACAUUUGAACAAAAAUAUAAAUGUCAAUUCCAUAUGGUAUGGAAAAGCGCUUUUGCUUGCGCUAAAAGAAAAGAAAUCAAUUGUACUGUGACUGAUCCUUCCGAUGGCUCUCAUUAUGAUCUUUCAGUUCUAAAAAGAUAUUCGGAUAAUUAUGAUAUACAUGUUGGAAACAAUACUUCUGUUAAUUUAAUAUUGAAUGUUUGUCAUUCCGUGAUAUUUGGAUACAACGUUCUCUGUACUAUAAAUUCGGGAGCUUGUCUUUAUGAUCCUCGAAAAGAACCUACAUUUAGGUAUUUAAAUUUGGGAAACGUUCAGAAACCUCUUACCAUAGAUUCUUCUAAAAAUCUGAUAUUAGAAUACGAGGAUGGAAGUAUGUGUAAGAAUGGACAACAGAUAGAACAUCAUAUUCGAACCACCAUUACAUUUAUCUGUAAUUUGGAAGCUAAAGAAACAUCUCCAGAGGUAACAGAAACUGAUGGCUGUCAUUAUCGAUUGAAAUGGAUAACCGCAGCUGCUUGUAGCUUAAAACUUUUACGUGAAUAUAGUGCAAAGACAGUUGGAAGAUGUACUAUAAAUAAUCCUGUUACAAAUUUUACGUAUGAUUUACAAUCUUUAAUGAAUAAAGAUUUGAAUGUUACUUCAUCUCAGGGUAAAACAUAUACAUUUCGAGUAUGUGGACCUGUUGCAACCAAUAAGUGUAAAGAAAAAACAGGAGUUUGUCUUAAAGAAAAUGGUACAUCUCUGGGUAUGGCUAACACAAAUCUGAUGUGGCAGCAGGGUGGACCAUACUUAAAUUACACGGAUGGUGACAAAUGUAGCGAUAAUAAGUACCGUCAAACAUUGAUUGCAUUUUUAUGUGGACCCGAAGGAUCGACUAAUGAUCCAAUUAUUAUUGAAGAAAGUCCUUGUCAGUUGAUCAUUCAUUGGAAUCUUAAUUUGAUUUGCGAACAUAAAAUUAAAUGCGCUACCGUAGAUAAUGAAAUUAAUUUAACUCCUUUAAUACGUUCGACUAGCAAUUAUAUUGUGAAACUAAAUAGUAGCGUAUUUUAUAUAAAUGUAUGUCAAUCUAUAGUAAAUAGUUCUGGUUUAGAAUGUGAGCAUGGUAGUGCCAUUUGUAAAACUUCAUUAAAUGCUAAUAAUGAACUAGUCAAAGAAAAUUUAGGUUUUCCUAAGAAUGCACCAGAAAUGAAUAAAGAUCAAAUAACAUUACGUUACCUCGAAGGCUCCGCAUGUCCAGAAAGAAGAGAUACCAAAAUUUCAUCAGUUCUUUUAUUUGUUUGCGAUGGCAAAAAUGAAGGCUUACCAGAAUUUAAAAAUUAUAAUAAUUGUACAUAUACUUUUGAAUGGAAAACUAGUAUUGCUUGUGGAGCUGUUAUGGGCGACUGGAUUCCACCAUGUACGAUAAAAGAUCGAUUUCUUUUAAAUCAAUUCGAUCUUUCUUUAUUGUAUACAAAACAGCCAAUGCAUUAUGUUAAAGGCAAAGAGAAAACUUACGGCAUAAAUAUAUGCGGAAAACAGAAAAAUUGCAAUGGUUCUACGGUGUGCCAAGAAUCUAACAAUUAUGGAUCUUUAUCAAACGUUAUUUUUGAUUAUAAUCGAAACUAUAUCAAACUUGAAUAUUUGAAUGGCAGUAAAUGUUCUAAUAGUUCUUAUAUGUCAGAAAUCAAGUUUAUAUGUAACGAGUCCAGUGAUAUUGGCGAACCAAAGCUGUCAUGGGAAUCCCAAUGUAGGGCAGAAUUUGAAUGGAACACAAACGUAACUUGCAUUCAUCGAACCAACAUGGAAUCAAAACUUAUUUCACCAGACAAACAAGAAACUAUUCAGAGUACUUCUAGUCAUGCCGGCCUAAUCGCUGGUAUCGUAAUUACCGUAUGUAUGUUCCUCCUAGCUUUAUUGUAUUAUCGCAAUCCAAAUAAGAGAGCCUGCUUGCAUUCCUGUUUUCAUUACUGCAAUUCCAGAAGAGGAAGUGGACGCGUCCAAUACUGCAGGGUAGGCACUACCGAACAGGCUCAUCUUCUAUUAGAUCCUAAUAACGAUCCGACGCAAUGUCAAUCGGAUAGCGAUGAUGAUAUUUUGGAUGCAUAGUUGUAUUAUUAUUCAAAUCAUUUGAUACAUAUGUUUUAUUUCAAGAACAAAACAAUGCGGCGGUGCUUAAUAUCUUCUUCAAAUAUUUUAAUCGCAUAAAAUAAUAUUACACUGUUCUUAUUGCACAGUGAUGAUCUCAAAAUUAUGAAUAACUUAUAAAGCAAAUACGUGUUACCGAUUAUUAUCGUGAAAUAAGAAUCACGCAUGUAGAUAACAAAAACUAAUUGUGAACAAGAGUGAAAUAGCAAUAAAUUGGAUACAAUUAUUGUGUAUAAAUGUUAACUUGUACUAUGAAUAAAUAUUAUUUACUCUAAAAAAACAAAAAAAAAACAAAAAAAAACAAUAACAUUUAAUUUUUAAUUACAAGGAUACUUUACUCAAGGAUACUUUAAUUACACAAUUGGAAUUAAUUUUCAUGAAAUAUAUUAUCAUGAAUAUAAUGUAUCAUCACUGUAAUUAGAAACAGUUAACAUUUUGUUAUAAUACUAUAUAUUUGGAAACAUUGAGAGAAUAUAUAUAGAAUUUUAUCAAUACAUUUACAUACAAAUAGAUAUGAUUAUUGAUUAUCAAUUAAAAUAAUAUUAAUUGUUAUUCAGUUGUUGAUUGAUAAAGUCUAAUGAAGUAUACAGCAAAUUAAAUGCAUUAUUUAUGUGUGAAAAGAUAUAUAAUAAAAUAAUAUAAGAAAUAAAUAGAAAAAUUAUCCUAUACCUGUACAUUGAGCAAGUAUAAGUUGUACAUACACUUACUACAUAAAGGAAUAAUUAUUUGCAUUUUUCAAUCGUUAACGAGUUAUACAGCAACAAUUCUAUAUAUAUAUAUAUAUGCAUAUAGUUAAUUGUUACUUUUAAUUAUCAUAAAUGUAUUUAUUGAUAUAUAUACGUAUGGAUUAUAUACGUAUUUAUAUCUGUUGUAACAGGGAUAUAACUCCUUUCUUUUUUUACAUUUUUCCAUUAUCAUUUGUACAUUUGUUAUAUAUUGCAAGGAGAAAGACAUUGCCUAUAGUUGCAUUAAAUAUUUCAAUACUAUUGCAAAUUUGUACACACACACACACACAAAAAGAUAUAUAGAAAUUGAACAAUUUUACAACAGCUUAAGAAUAACAAUUGUCAAAGCUAAAUCAAUUCUAUAAUAGGUACUUCUUUUUAAACAAAAUCUUGUUAACUUGUAUUAUUUAUUAAUAAACUACUAUUAUUAAUCUUA